GAGGGAGAGGGGGAGAGAGAGAGGGAGAGAGAGAGAGAGAGAGUGAGAGAGGGAGAGGGAGAGAGGGAGAGAGAGAGUGAGAGAGGGAGAGGGAGAGAGGGAGAGAGAGAGAGGGGGAGAGAGAGAGGGGGAGAGGGGGAGAGAGAGAGAGAGAGAGAGAGAGAGAGAGAGAGAGAGAGAGAGAGAGAGAGAGAGAGAGUGCCGAGACGUGCUACCCACGUGGAGACAAGGCCACCGUUGCCGUGGAGAUCAGCCUCCCAGCAGCCAUGCAGUCUGAUGACCUUUUCAUCCGCAAGUUCCGGCGGCAGAACGUGCGCCCUCCGGUGGCCUCGGUCAACUACGACGCCAAGCGGGAGGGGGGGGUGGUGGAGUGGCCCCCCCGGAGGGAGAGCGAGGGCGGCGAGGCCGAGGAGUCGCUGACCCCCAGCCGGGCGGGGCUGGCGCUGCGCUCAGGGGGCCGGGGGCCCAUCAUGCAGAGGAGCAACAGCGACGUCACGCUAGGGGACCCCGACUCGGCCGGCAAGACGGGGGGCAAGGCGGGGGUCCGGGCCGGGGGCGAGAAGGCGGGGCCCGGGGCCCAGGGGGACCUGCUGCACCGCGAGUACGGCAGCCUCUCCUCCCUGGAGAGACAGACCCACGGCCCCCCCGGGCCACACCCCGACGACCGCGGGCCCCUGAGCCCCAACGCGCUGCGCUUCAAGGACCCCUUCCUGCUGCUGGGCCUGCAGGGGACCCCCCCCCAGCCCGACGGCUUCUUCCGCGGCCUGUCCGCCCCCGCCGCCGCCGACUCCCCCAAACCCGCCAAGCCCCCCAAGCCUGAGGGGCUGGCCAAGAAGGCCAAGCCCGGCCCCCCCCAGAUCCCCCAGCCCGGCCCCUACGACAGCCUGGGGGGCGGGGCCUGGGUGCGGAACUUCGCCCACUACGACGUGCAGAGCAUCCUGCUGGACCUGACGGAGGCCGCCUCCAACCGCGACAGCAUCGGCCGCAAGAAGAACAUCACCUCGGGGGCCUCCGCCGCCUCCACGCUGCGGCCGCCGUCCCAGGGCGCCGCCGCCAGCCCCUCGCCGGGCGGGGGCGGGGGCGGGGCCGGGGGCGGGGCCGGGGCCGGGGCCGGGGACGACCCCGAGCAGUCGCUGCUUGUGGACGAGGGCGACGGCAACGACAACGAGCUGCUCCUCAGCUGCCCCCACUUCCGCAACGAGAUGGGCGGGGAGGAGCGGGCGGGGCUGGGGCGGGGCGCGGGGCGGGGCCAGGGCGGGCGUGGCCCCCGGCUGAUCGUCAGGAGCCCCAACGACGCGGUGUCGGUGCUGGAGGAGCCGCGGGAGAGCCACGUGCAGCAGCAGGGGAAGAGCACCUACUUCAUCGAGCACGCUGACCUGGGGGCCCACUACUACCGCAAGUACUUCUACAUGAAAGAACACCAGAACUUCUUUGGCAUUGACGAGCGGCUCGGCCCCGUGGCCAUCAGCUUCCGCCGGGAGGAGCGGGAGGGUUCCAGCGGAGCGCAGUACAACUACAGGAUCAUCUUCCGCACCACAGAGCUGAAGACCCUGCGGGGGUCCAUCCUGGAGGAGUCGGUGCCGUCGGCGGCGCGCCACACCACGCCGCGGGGGCUGUCCCCCAAGAGGCUGCUGGAGUUCAUCAUCCCCGAGCUCAACCUGCACUGCCUGCGCCUCGCCUCCACCUCGCCCAAGGUCCGCGACACCCUGCUGAAGCUGGACGAGCAAGGGCUGAACUUCCAGAGGAAGGUGGGCGUGAUGUACUGCCGGGCGGGCCAGAGCUCGGAGGAGGACAUGUACAACAACGAGGGCUCCGGCCCGGCCUUCGAGGAGUUCCUGGACCUCCUGGGGGACCGCGUCCGGCUCAAGGGCUGGGACAAGUACCGCGCCCAGCUGGACAACAAGACUGACUCCACCGGGACCCACUCUCUCUACACACGCUACCAGGACUAUGAGAUCAUGUUCCACGUGUCGACCAUGCUGCCCUACACCUCCAACAACACGCAGCAGCUGCUGAGGAAGAGGCACAUCGGUAACGACAUCGUGACCAUCGUGUUCCAGGAGCCGGGCGCCGUUCCCUUCACCCCGCGCUCCAUCCGCUCCCACUUCCAGCACGUCUUCAUCAUCGUCCAGGUGCAGCGGCCAGGCUCCACCCACACCAGCUACAGGUCUGAGGCCCCGCCCCUCUCCCCCCCUCUCUCUCUGAACAAUUCCUGUCCCCUGGCUCCUCCUCCUCUCUCCCUCCCCCGCUCCUCUCUCUGUCUCUCUCUCUGUCUCUCUCUCUAA
This is a messenger RNA of Gadus macrocephalus (Pacific cod), 2285 nucleotides long. Its product is annotated as signal-induced proliferation-associated 1-like protein 2. Gene Ontology annotation, molecular function: GTPase activator activity. The transcript is spliced from 7 exons. The record is from RefSeq and is a predicted model, not a curated record. Lineage: Eukaryota; Metazoa; Chordata; Actinopteri; Gadiformes; Gadidae. Gene Ontology annotation, biological process: activation of GTPase activity; epithelial cell morphogenesis; regulation of small GTPase mediated signal transduction. Gene Ontology annotation, cellular component: Golgi apparatus; plasma membrane; cytoplasm. The coding region runs from base 267 to 2285 and encodes 672 amino acids.